This is a messenger RNA of Strongyloides ratti, 540 nucleotides long. RefSeq lists its product as hypothetical. The record is from RefSeq and is a predicted model, not a curated record. NCBI's taxonomy places the organism in Eukaryota, Metazoa, Nematoda, Chromadorea, Rhabditida, Strongyloididae. The transcript has 4 exons. Bases 1 to 540 code for a protein of 179 amino acids.
AUGUCUUUAAAAAUACCUAAUUCAUUUGUAACAAGAAUAUUUUUAUUUGGAUGGAAUUCAUUAUUUCAAUUAAUUUCAAUUAUUAUUAACUAUUAUUUAAUAACUUUACAACGUGUACUCUUAUCACUUCUAAUAAUUUUCGGAGAAGUUCCUGUUUCAAGACAUGAACCAAUAUCCGAAAGAAAGAAAAUUGGCUGGGAAAAUGGUAACAGUGAAAGUGGUAUAAGUGUCUUUGGUGACUAUGAAGAACAGACAUCUAAAGAUAAUUAUAUUGUUAAAUCAUCAUAUAUUCUUAAAGAAAAAAGGAUAUCAAAUUUUUGGAAAAUUUAUAUCAUACUUAAACAAAUAAUAACAGUAUUUUUUAAGACAAUUUUUAGUUAUGUAGAAUUUCCAGAAGAAUCAGUAAAUCGCAUUUCUAUAUCUUCUUUUUCACGUAAAGAAAUUUUACCAAUUGGAUAUUUACCAAUUUUAAGUAAGAAUCCAAUGGAGACAUCUGAUUAUCAAACAGAUGUUGAAUUCAUUGACGAUGAAUGUUUCUAA